GGUCUACAUUUGGCAACGCUGAUUCAGGAACCGAUUCAACUCCCGCGUUGGAAGUUCCCGGAUGUAGUCUUGCGCAUGCGUCAACGUGCAUUUAAGGCGGAAAGCGUAAUAUCGCUAUAGUAGUGUGAAAGUUAUUUUUUAAAGUCAAGUAUAUCCACUUUUAAGCUUUUUUAACAGAAUGUCAGAAAAACCCAAAGAUGAAAAGGUUGCAGAAGAUGGAGAGGAGGAGGAAGCUGAAGAGGAAGAAUUUACAGUGGAAAAGGUGGUAGAUUCAAGGAUGAGAGGUGGAAAAAAAGAAUACCUUUUAAAGUGGAAAGGUUAUCCAGAUUCAGAAAACACAUGGGAACCUGAGGAAAAUUUAGAUUGUCCAGACUUGAUAGCUGCUUUUGAAGAAAAGAAAAAGAAAAAAGAAUCAGAGAAAGGUGCCAAGAGGAAAUCAACAUCCAACGGAGCAAAAGAAGAUCCUAAAAAGAAGCUGAAAAAAGAAGACUCUGACAACAAACCUAGAGGUUUUGAUAGGGGUUUGGCUCCUGAGCGUAUUAUAGGUGCUACAGACAGCAGUGGAGAGCUUAUGUUUCUCAUGAAGUGGAAAGAUUCAGAUGAGGCAGAUCUAGUACCCGCCAGACAAGCAAAUGUAAAAUGCCCUCAAAUUGUCAUAGCAUUUUAUGAGGAGAGGCUUACGUGGCACACACACAAUGAUAACGACGAUGAUGACAAAAAAGGAGACUGAAUGAUUAAUUUAACUAUUUUAUUUGUAGUAUUCACAUCAUUUAGUGUUGUUGUCUGUCAUUUGGAAAGUUAAGGCAUUCAUUUUUAACACAUUUUUCUUUGACCAUCUGUUACAUGUAGUAGAGUCAAUUUAUAUUUUUAUUCCAUUGCUAAUUUAGUGGAUGAAUCUCUACAGAAAAAUUAUUUGUGGCUUUCUCUUGUCUCUCUCCCCCUUCCCCCAAGUCAAAACAAAAAUUGCUGAAAACUCUUAGCCAUUUUUUCCCUGUAAAUCUAUGAAAUGUUGUUUUAUAUUUCAAUAAAUUUUUUUGUUUCAAAUUGUGUAAACUUUUUGUUUUUAAAUGAAGUCUGAUGGUACUCAUUGGUUUCUCCCGUUAACAAAACUUGCUUUAUGUCCAGGUGCAUCACUGCCUGUUGGUCAUGUAUUUUAUUUUUAGUUUUGUUUAGAGAGAUGUCAAAGUUGCAGUAUGUAUUAUCAGUACUUUCCUCAUAUGAAUAUAAUGUACAUUUUUAUGAAAGAAAAAAACAUUUAAUAAUUGCAUACUUAAAACUGGUGUAUUUGUGUGUUCAUGGAUGAAUCUGUUUUAUUGAGUUGACAGUGUCAUCCCUUUUUUUUUUUUUUUUUUUUUUUUGCCACUCCUAAUUUGUUUCUAGUUGACAUAGUCAUCUGUGUGUGUUUAGCUAACCACUCUUGAUGUGUCAUUUAUCCUCCCAAACAAAAACAGUAAACAUUCUAGUUUUUAUGUUAAACGGUUGUAUUUUUAGUGGAUAUAAUGAAAAAGUAGGUUCAUUUCAAGGAAACUCAUGCUCUUCACUGUUCAAGCAUUAGCUAAUGAUAGUUCUCAGUACAGCUGAUAUAAAUGCAUUACAUACCAACUUUUUUUUUUAUUAAUUCUUCCACUUUGUACAAGUUAUUUUUGAAGUUUCAAGCAAAAUGUGUUUUUAAGAAAGAAAACAUCUUGUAAACUUGAUAAACAUUAGUUUAGGUAACAGGAUUGUAUUUGAAUUAUUUACUACUUUCAGUGUUAAUUGUUAGGCUGCAGUAGUUCAUGUCAGUAGUAGUGACAACCUUACAAAUAAUACCUUCAUUGUGUACAUAUCUCCAUGCCCCCCCCCCCCCCCCCCCCCCCUCAUCAUGUGUUGUUGUUUUUUUAUCUGGUUUAUUAUACGACCAUGAGUUAUGAAUAUUUUUAUCAUCAAACAUCCUUUUCAUUGAUGACCACUGCAAAAUGAGCGACAUUUAAUUUAGACUCGAAUACUGUUUAUUUUAUUUUGUAUUAAUGUCUUGAAAUAAAUGAACGAAGUAAA
Molecule: messenger RNA, 2034 nt
Organism: Biomphalaria glabrata
Lineage: Eukaryota; Metazoa; Mollusca; Gastropoda; Planorbidae
Product: chromobox protein homolog 1-like
Exons: 6
Coding region: 179-730 (183 amino acids)
Biological process (GO): chromatin organization; negative regulation of transcription by RNA polymerase II
Cellular component (GO): nucleus; pericentric heterochromatin
Molecular function (GO): chromatin binding
Source: RefSeq, a predicted model, not a curated record